Mollisia scopiformis is the source of this 984-nucleotide messenger RNA. RefSeq lists its product as uncharacterized. The record is from RefSeq and is a predicted model, not a curated record. Lineage: Eukaryota; Fungi; Ascomycota; Leotiomycetes; Helotiales; Mollisiaceae. Gene Ontology annotation, molecular function: zinc ion binding; DNA-binding transcription factor activity, RNA polymerase II-specific. Bases 1 to 984 code for a protein of 327 amino acids. The transcript is spliced from 2 exons. Gene Ontology annotation, biological process: regulation of DNA-templated transcription.
AUGUCCACCCUCCGCAAAGCCUGCACAAACUGCACGACCUCAAAACGCAAAUGCCUCGUCCAAAAGCCCAAAUGCGGCCGCUGCUCCCAAAAGAACCUGACCUGUACAUACGACCUCGAGCCCCUCCGCGCACCACCCACCGAGUCCGAGAAGAUCCUCGCCUUCGGCUUCAACCCGUCGACGCGCAAUACCCUCGGCGUCUGCAUCUUGAAACGGACGACCAAGCUACAAGCCUUGGGCGUUGAUCCGGCGAUCCGGGUUGGCGAGAGGAAUGAGAAUGCGCUUGAGAUUACGAGGUUGGGGUUUGGGAGGGUCGCGGAGGUGGUGGGUAGAGGGAAGCCGGGGACGUUUGUGCACCCUAGGUUGUUGAUUCCUAGGGAGUGUAAUCAUUUUAUGGAGCUGGUGGAGAGGGAGGAGAAGGGUGUGAGGUGUGAAGGGUUUGAGCGGUUGGUUCGGGUUGAUAUUAAGAAAGUGUCUGCGAAAGAGGUUCUUACUGCUCUUCAAGCUCUAUUAGUUCAUCUUGCGGCAUCUGUUUUCUCGUCCGUUCUAGAGGAGCGGGAUGAGGCUGAUAGGUGUUUAAGUAUUAUGUCUGAGUGGACGCAGACUUUGUUAGAGUGUGUUGAUGCCGGGAUGCCGAAAAGCCAGUCUCCGUGGCAGGAUUGGUUGUUAGGAGAGAGCGUACGACGAACCGUAUUCAUGGCCUACGUCCUCAACCUCUCAGUAGCCAGCUACAAAUACAGCUACUGCUCCAACUGGCUCUUCAUUGAAUCCCUCCCCUUCGACGCCCGUCCCGGUCUCUGGAUGGCCGAAUCCCCACAAGCAUGGAUUGCAGCAGCCCACGCCAGAUGUGGCGAGGAAGUGGGCGAACGGCUCAACUCGUACCAUGAGUUUGCGGAGUCUUGGAGAGGGAGGACGCUGGAUUUUUGUGGGGAUGUGUUUUUGGGUUUGGUGACUUUCGUUCAUAAUGGUCUUGGUGGGAACUAA